Paramecium tetraurelia is the source of this 612-nucleotide messenger RNA. RefSeq lists its product as uncharacterized. Gene Ontology annotation, biological process: centrosome duplication. The record is from RefSeq and is a predicted model, not a curated record. NCBI's taxonomy places the organism in Eukaryota, Ciliophora, Oligohymenophorea, Peniculida, Parameciidae. Gene Ontology annotation, molecular function: zinc ion binding. The transcript has a single exon.
AUGAUAGGAACGCAAGAAAAAACCACAUUAGAAUAUCCACGUUUAGGUGAUUUAUUAGCAAAUGUUGGAUCUAUUGUAUCAAUAUUAUUUAUGAUCAAAUACUUCAUUAUUUUGUUAAAUCAAUAUUUUUUAGAUCAAAAGAUAUUAAAUGAGCUAAUAAAUUUUUAUUACCCAGAAUUUAAAAAGAUAAGAAUUCAAAAGAAUUGGAGAGGGAACAUAGUCAACGCUAGUUUAAAUAACAUAAAAAUAGAUACUAAAAAUUAUAGGAAAUUUUAUGAGAAAGUUUCAAAUUAGAUGAGGUAAAAGUCCAGUUAUUUGAAUUUAUUGUAUGAGAUAUCUAGGUUAUAUUUUGUUAUGAGAUCGUCGAAAUUUAGAAAUGAAUUUUAGAAAUCUCAUUAAAUAGGAAUAAAAAUCAACCUUUUUUAGUAAAAAGAAAGUGACAUUGUAUUUACUCCGAAAUCAGAAAAAUCUUUCGAAAAUAAUUAUAUCUUAAAUGAGGAUGAUGCAGAAAUAUUAUCUUACUACAGAAGUUAAGCUGACAAAAAAUAUGAUCUAAUUCCAGAAGAGAUGUAUGAUGAAGUAGAUUAUUACUCUAUGAAUAAGAUUUCAUGA